Ascochyta rabiei is the source of this 1524-nucleotide messenger RNA. Its product is annotated as Zinc resistance conferring protein. Lineage: Eukaryota; Fungi; Ascomycota; Dothideomycetes; Pleosporales; Didymellaceae. Gene Ontology annotation, cellular component: membrane. Bases 1 to 1524 code for a protein of 507 amino acids. The transcript has 3 exons. Gene Ontology annotation, biological process: intracellular zinc ion homeostasis; zinc ion transmembrane transport. The record is from RefSeq and is a predicted model, not a curated record. Gene Ontology annotation, molecular function: zinc ion transmembrane transporter activity.
AUGGGGCUCUCCAAAUCGACGCGCAUCAUGAUCCUGCUGGGUAUCGACUCGGCCUUCUUCCUGCUGGAGCUCGUGGUGGGAUACGCGGUGCAUUCGCUGGCUCUAGUCGCCGACUCGUUCCACAUGCUGAACGAUGUCAUAUCGCUCCUUGUCGGCCUCUGGGCAGUGAAGGUUGCAAACGAGAAGACCAACUCGAAGAGAUACACAUACGGGUGGCAACGCGCAGAGACCCUUGGCGCCCUCGUGAACGGCGUCUUCUUGGUCGCACUGUGUCUUUCUAUCUUUCUCGAAGCUAUCCAGCGGUUUGUCGAGCCCCAGGAAGUCUCACAGCCCAAGCUCGUCCUCAUUGUCGGCUCUCUCGGUCUCGCUUCCAACCUGGUCGGUCUCGUCCUCUUCCACGAUGUCGGACACAGCCACGGCCCAGGCGGACACUCACACGGGGCUGGCAACGAGCACUCACACGCCGAACAAGGACAUGCACACGGAAUCGAGGCGCACGAUCACGCACACGCACACGCACACGUACACGCACACAGCCACGACGAGAGCAGUUCUGCUCAAGCCCUAGGGGCGCGCCGUAAGUCGGCAUCUGGCAAGCGCGGCCACCGUCAUGCUCGAUCAGGAUCCCAGGGAUAUUCUACGCUCGAUGAAAUCUACGUCCACCCAUCCUCUUUCAGGAACAGUAUCAUCGAAUCUUCCAGGCAGGACGUUGACGAUGCUGAUGUCAGCGAGAGCGGCGAUGAUCAACCCACCGAGCAGAGCUCUCUUCUGGCCAAGUCCAACGGCCAUUCGCAUUCGCACGGGCCGAAAGACCACCACAAGAGCCACAACCACGCCAAGCCGAAGGACCAGAAGUCUGGUGGAGGACACGGCCACUCUCAUGGGGACCUGAACAUGCGCGGCGUCUUCCUCCACGUUCUAGGCGAUGCUCUGGGCAACGUCGGUGUCAUUGCAACCGCCCUGUUCAUCUGGCUUACCGACUUCUCAUGGAGGUUCUACGCUGACCCUGCUGUUUCCCUCGUCAUCACCGUAAUCAUCCUUCUCUCGGCCAUCCCGCUUUGCAAAGCUGCGUCCCGCAUCUUGCUGCAAGCCGUCCCUGAGAACUUAUCCAUCGACGAGAUCAAGGAGGACAUUACCGAUCUCGACGGCAUCAUCUCUUGCCAUCACCUCCACGUCUGGCAGCUCUCUGACACCAAGCUCAUUGCCUCGCUUCACGUGCAGGUCGACUUCGACUUCAAGGGUGAGGGCUCAGCCCGCUACAUGACUCUUGCCCGCCAGGUUCGCGAAUGCCUGCACGAGUAUGGCAUCCACUCCUCUACUAUCCAGCCUGAGUUCUGCCUCGACGCAACUCACGACCACUCGGCCGCCGGGUCAGAAGACGAAGCAGCGAACCCCAAGGCGCCGAGUGUCAAGGGCGAGCCUGAGGCGUGUCUGCUCGAGUGUCCGGACAGCUGCGGCAACGCAAAGCAGUGCUGUGAACCUGGACAAAAGGGCUGCAAGGGCAGCAAUGGCUCAUCAGCCUAA